Plasmodium gaboni is the source of this 1596-nucleotide messenger RNA. Its product is annotated as putative DEAD/DEAH box ATP-dependent RNA helicase. The transcript has a single exon. The record is from RefSeq and is a predicted model, not a curated record. Bases 1 to 1596 code for a protein of 531 amino acids. Lineage: Eukaryota; Apicomplexa; Aconoidasida; Haemosporida; Plasmodiidae. Gene Ontology annotation, molecular function: nucleic acid binding; ATP binding; RNA helicase activity.
AUGAAAUACAAAAAUUAUAACACGGCCAACAUACUCGAAAACUUUGAUAAAAAAUUAAAUAAGAAUUAUAGAGUUUUUAAUAAUGAGGAAAUUAAAAAAAUGGAUGAAGAGUAUGAACAUAAGGUUAAGAAGAAGGAACAGUUAAAAUUAAAAAAAAAAAUAAAUAAAAAUAAAAAUAAAAAAUUAAAACAAAAUAAAGAUAAUACAAAUAAUACAAAUAAUACAAAUAAUACAAAUGAUAGUGAUUAUAGUAUCAAUAAUAAUGAUGAAAAUAAUAUUAAUCUUAGUCAUGAUAAUAUAAGUGAACACCAUAAUGAUAACGUAAAAAAAAGUGAAGUUAACCAUCUUGUUGUAAGUGAGAAAAAAAAAAAUAUUACAUUUGAAGAUCUAAAUAUAUGCGAAGAAAUAUUAGAAAGUAUAAAAGAAUUAGGAUGGCAAAAGCCAACAGAAAUACAAAGAGAAAUAUUACCUCAUGCAUUUCUUAAAAAAGAUAUUAUAGGAUUAAGUGAAACAGGAAGUGGAAAAACUGCAUGUUUUAUUAUACCCAUAUUACAAGAUUUAAAAGAUAAUAAACAAAGUUUUUAUGCAUUAGUUAUAUCUCCAACAAGAGAAUUAUGUAUACAGAUUUCUCAAAAUUUUCAAGCACUAGGUAUGAAUAUAUUAAUAAAUAUUUGCACUAUAUAUGGUGGUGUAGAUAUUGUUACACAGUCAUUAAAUCUAGCUAAAAAACCUAAUGUUAUUGUUAGUACUCCUGGUAGAAUAUUAGAUCAUUUAAAUAAUACUAAAGGUUUUAACUUAAAGAAUUUAAAAUAUUUAGUUUUUGAUGAAGCUGAUAAAUUAUUAUCACAAGAUUUUGAAUCGUCUAUAAAUAAAUUAUUACUUAUAUUACCAACCAAUCGUAUUACAUUUUUAUUUUCUGCAACUAUGACAAAAAAUGUCUCUAAAUUAAAAAAAGCAUGUCUUAAAAAUCCAGUGAAAAUAGAAGUUUCAAAUAAAUAUAGUACUGUCUCCACAUUAAUAGAAACAUAUAUCUUUCUUCCACUUAAAUAUAAAUAUACAUAUCUUUGUAGUUUAUGUUUUCAUUUCCAAACAAGAAAUAUUAUUAUAUUCACAAAUACAUGUGCAACUGCUCAAAAAUUAAAUUUCUUUUGUAGAAAUCUAGGACUCAAAUCCAUAUGUCUACAUGGAAAAUUAACACAAAAUCAAAGAUUAAGUAGCCUUAAUUCAUUUAAAGUUAAUAAAUAUAAUAUUUUAAUAUCAACACAAGUAGGAGCUAGAGGUCUAGAUCUACAAGAUAUUAAAAUUGUUAUCAAUUUUGAUAUCUGCUCGUGUAAAGAAUAUAUUCAUAGAGUUGGAAGAACAGCAAGAGCUGGAAGAACAGGCAAAUCUAUAACGUUUGUUACACAAUAUGAUGUUGAAAAUUUCUUAGCAAUAGAAAAACAGCUAAAUAAAAAAAUUAAUAAAUUUAAUGACCUUGAUGAAAAUGAUGUUCUUCUAUAUCAUGAACAAACUAUUGAGGCUCUAAGGUUGUCAGAAAUUGAAAUGAAGGAAAAUCAGGAGUUAUACAAAAAAAAUAAAUUUAAAAAAAAAAAAUAA